Molecule: messenger RNA, 2043 nt
Organism: Physeter macrocephalus (sperm whale)
Lineage: Eukaryota; Metazoa; Chordata; Mammalia; Artiodactyla; Physeteridae
Gene: ME3
Product: malic enzyme 3
Exons: 16
Coding region: 96-1967 (623 amino acids)
Biological process (GO): malate metabolic process; pyruvate metabolic process
Cellular component (GO): mitochondrion
Molecular function (GO): malate dehydrogenase (decarboxylating) (NADP+) activity; NAD binding
Source: RefSeq, a predicted model, not a curated record
AGGUAUAACGGCCCCGCAGCGUCUCGCCCCGCCUGCCCCGCAGCCCGGCCGCGUAGACAUCAGCUCCGGGCGCAGCACAGGUCUGCGCAAGGGCCAUGGGCGCCGCGCUGGGCAGGGGCGCGCGGCUGGCUCUCCUACCCGGCCGGGCCUGCAGCGCCGUCCGGCACUGGGAACCCCCCGCGCCCGCCCGAGGCUGCCACUCCAAGGCCGGCCCGGCGCGCCCGGUGCCCCUGAAGAAGCGCGGAUACGAUGUCACCAGGAACCCGCAUCUCAACAAGGGCAUGGCCUUUACCCUUGAGGAAAGGCUGCAGCUUGGGAUCCAUGGCCUAAUACCCCCCUGCUUCCUGAGCCAGGACGUCCAACUCCUCCGGAUUAUGAGAUACUACGAGCGACAGCAGAGUGACCUGGACAAGUACAUCAUCCUCAUGACGCUCCAAGACCGGAACGAGAAGCUCUUCUACCGAGUGCUGACGUCGGACGUGGAGAAGUUCAUGCCUAUCGUGUACACGCCCACCGUGGGGCUGGCCUGUCAGCACUAUGGCCUGACCUUCCGCAGGCCCCGUGGGCUGUUUAUCACCAUUCAUGACAAGGGCCAUCUUGCAACCAUGCUGAACUCUUGGCCAGAAGAUAAUAUUAAGGCUGUGGUGGUGACUGACGGGGAGCGCAUCCUGGGCCUGGGAGACCUGGGCUGCUACGGCAUGGGCAUCCCCGUGGGCAAGCUGGCCCUGUACACGGCGUGCGGAGGCGUCAACCCGCAGCAGUGCCUCCCUGUCCUGCUGGACGUGGGCACCAACAAUGAGGAGCUGCUCAGGGACCCUCUGUACAUCGGCCUGAAGCACCGGCGCGUGCGGGGCCAGGAGUACCACGACCUUCUGGACGAGUUCAUGGAGGCCGUGACGGACAAAGAUACGCCCAGAGUAGCAAGGCAGCCCAGAGAAGAGAAGAAUUACUGUCACCCUAGGUUUGGAAUAAAUUGCCUCAUCCAGUUUGAAGACUUUGCCAACGCCAAUGCCUUCCAUCUUCUCAACAAAUACCGCAACAAGUACUGCAUGUUCAACGACGACAUCCAAGGCACAGCCUCUGUCGCCGUGGCAGGGAUCCUGGCUGCUCUGCGAAUCACCAAGAACAAGCUCUCCAAUCACGUGUUUGUUUUCCAAGGUGCUGGUGAAGCAGCCAUGGGCAUCGCCCACCUCCUUGUCAUGGCCCUAGAGAAAGAAGGCGUAUCCAAGGCAGAGGCCACAAGGAAGAUCUGGAUGGUGGACUCCAAGGGGCUCAUUGUCAAGGGGAGGAGCCACCUGAACCAUGAGAAGGAGAUGUUUGCCCAGGACCACCCUGAAGUGAACUCCCUGGAGGAGGUGGUGAGGCUGGUGAAGCCCACGGCCAUCAUAGGUGUUGCCGCCAUCGCAGGAGCCUUCACGGAGCAGAUUCUGAGGGACAUGGCCUCCUUCCACGAGCGCCCCAUCAUCUUUGCCCUGAGCAACCCCACCAGCAAGGCUGAGUGCACGGCUGAGAAGUGCUACCGGGUCACCGAGGGCCGAGGGAUCUUUGCCAGUGGAAGUCCCUUUAAAGACGUGACUCUGGAAGAUGGCAGGACCUUCAUUCCCGGGCAAGGAAACAACGCCUACGUGUUCCCUGGAGUGGCUCUGGGAGUCAUCGCAGGCGGGGUCCGACACAUCCCAGACGGGCUCUUCCUCCUGACAGCAGAGCAAAUCGCCCAAGAGGUCUCUGAGCAGCAUCUGUCACAGGGGAGACUGUACCCCCCACUCAGCACCAUCCGAGACGUGUCUCUGAGAAUCGCCGUCAAAGUCCUCGACUUCGCCUACAAACACAACCUGGCCUCCUACUACCCAGAGCCCAAGGACAAGGAGGCUUUUGUAAGAUCCCUGGUCUAUACUCCAGACUAUGACUCCUUUACGCUGGACAGCUACACUUGGCCCAAGGAAGCCAUGAAUGUUCAGAAUGUCUGAUGCAAUCUCAGAGGCUGGUGUGGGGCUGAAUGAAGCCCAGAGUAACACUGACAAUAUAAAUGGGUUCCAAAAUGGC